AUGGAUGGCCUUCGGGAACCUGCGACAGCUCUGGGAAACGGGCUUGCUUCUGCACCUCCACCUCGGGCCCAGCCACACCUGCGCACGCCUUCAAACGUGGACAAGCCGUUGCCUCCCAUGCCAUCGAAGCUGCUGGGGGCUUCUCUUCAGGAAGACGCCAGGGGAGAUCGGGAGUCGUGGGCGUCUGUCGCAGAGUCGAGCGAGGAAGUCUCGUACAAGGCUAAUGCACUUGACCCUUAUACAGACAGCGCCCUCCACUAUCUGCGCGACCAGCCCUCUCCCUCUCUUCCACUAACCCCCAUCUCCUCCUCGUACCCCGCGCCCUUCGCCUCACGAGACACGCAUAUCAUGGACCCGCCGUCGCCAGAUUCGCAUCCUGCCUGGCAUCAGAGCCCCGUAGCCCAGGGCCAGUCUUCUCAGAUCCACCACUUCUCUUCGCAUUCUCCUUUGCUGCGUUCGGUGUCAGAGGGCGAAUCCACUCUCAUGGCCGACUCACCACCUCAACAGCAUAUACUUGCCAGGCCACCCAAGUUUUCUCUUCCCCUGCCAGACCCGUCCCAUUUUCCUGAGCCUUACCUUUUUCGCCCUCGUCUGACAUCGACAACCCCAGCCCUCUCUUCGGCUGGUUCUUCCUCGGAAUCUACGCGAUCGUCCGCGUAUACUAGCUCUGGGAGCGCGAUAGCCUCGGGCGACUACAACCACGUGCACGUCGUGUCGGGGGAGGAUGACACCACCCCAGGUGUGGGAAUUACUUCAGAUGCAGUUAAGCAAUUUCUUGCAAAGGAUUCAAACGCCCCAGUGCCUCGAGGUCCUUCGCAGAUGCCUUUUGAUCAAUCGAGAUGGUCGGAUGCAUACUCUGCAAGCGUUAGAUCACGAUCAUCUUCGACGGGCGGCAAUUCGAACGAGAACGCGCCUCCUGUCCCCCCUUUGCGACAACAGGCGAGCUACGACCUGAGUUGGCAGGCAGUGGACGAAAAGGAUGAGAUGGGCGCAAGCGAAGAUGAUACCGACUUCGAACAAGGUCUGGAUGACGACGACAUGGACGACCCAGACUUGGAACGAACUUCGGCUGCCGUAAUAGCAGAAGAAGGACGUGGCUUGAUCGUGCAAGGCGAGGGUGUGCAAUUAUCAGAUCUUCAUAUUCAGCCUGGGACCACUCAUCUUAUUGUGGGCUCUUCGAACACGCCAAAUAUAAUGCCUGCCUUCCUCUCCAACACUGUGCCUCAGAUAUGCAACACCCUUCUUGCGCUUGACAUAUCCGCGAACUUCUUGGGUGCGCUUCCUCCGUGCCUGGCAAUGUGCUCUCAGCUAGAAGAACUCAACAUUGCAUCGAAUCCUCUUCGCGUUCUCCCCGCCUUCCUCUGUGAACUUCACAACCUCCAAGUACUCAUUUCGGACUGCACUGGUAUUGCAACCCUUCCGGACUGUUUAGCCGAACUUGAGCGACUUCACACCAUCAGCAUUCGCCGGAAUAAGCUUCACUCUCUUCCCAGUUGGCUCUGUCUACUACCCGCCCUGCAGACCCUCUGUGUGGAUGGCAACCCCUUCCAAGGUCCCUGGAAGGCAUUGGUCGAACCACUCUUAGCCAAGGUCCCAAUGACGCCAAUGUACCCGCCUUCCACGCCUUCCUAUCCCUUGCUCUCUGCCAGUAUACGUACAUCGCAGGCUAGCACCGAUAUUGAAAAUACCGAUACGGAUGAGUCUUCCGAUCCGCCGAGCCCAGAUAUUAAUGGCCCACAAAGUGAUUCCCCUGACGAAGAAUCCACGAUUACGCCUGACCGUGCACCGUUUUUGAAUCGCAUCCCACAACCCCAGGAGUUACCCCCGCCUCCCCCAUCUCUCCCCAGGUCUUUGCAACGCACUCGGACGACACCGAACCGUGCGUUUCAUCAGAAUCGCCUGAAGGCGCAACUUGCGUCUACUCCAGAAGCUCAGAAUGCGAUCGCAGGCCCCUCAAACGCUGGAGAAACGAGGAAACUACCGGGUGAUCGCGAGCUGCGCAAGAUGAAGAGCGCUGGGGACAUUCGACGUGCGAAAGCCCUUGGGCCCUCCACUCCUGAUUUGACUGUCACCACUCCCCCAAGGCCCUCGCUAGCUCAGAUCGGGACUUCACAGUCUAGCUCGACGCUAUUACGCACAAGUCCACCCGCUUCGGAGCGGCCGGCAAUGUCGAAGCGAUUUGCAAGUCUUGGCCCAUCAUCGAGUAUGGGAACACCUUCUCGUCCUGGAACUGGCUCCCGAACGGCUUUGACGCGCUCGCUUUGGGACGGGCCUUCAGAGCAGGAAAUGGAGACGCAGCACAAUCGAAACACGGUUGCCGGGGAUAAUGGCGCACCGCCUAUGAGGAUGUUCAUUCCACAAUCUCCUCCCUCUAAUGUUUCUCCUCACGAACAAUCAGCUGCCAGACCCCGAACUUCAGGUGCAAGUGAUGGUGGCAAGGAGAUGAAGGAGAGAGGAAGUCGUUGGGGCUUCCUCAAGAAAAUGUCAAUGGGCAAGAUGAAGUCAGACGUGCCUUCUCGUCCUGGAACUUCACAGGGACGUCCCCCAAUGUCGCGGCCGUACACAUCUACAGGUAGUUCAAGGAUGAGUACAUCACCUCGCAUUGACGUGCGGUUGUCAACCAAUGGAACGCUUGAUGCCUUUGGUCCCUCCACUACUCCCGCGUCAUCCCCUCAUCUCCCUUCCAUGCAACCCUCAUCCGACUCACUACAAGCACCUUCUCCAAAUCUUCUCGUCCCAUCCUCCCCGUCACCUAUGUCGCGAGCCUCCAAACGCCGUAGUUUCCUGCCUCUCGAUGGUCCGACGCCAUUGCAAAUCCCGAUUCCUGACUCUUCGCCAUUCGUACAGGGUGUCACAGCUAACAACGAUGAUGAGGAAGACCACAGAAAUACUACUCCCAGUCCUGUCGAUUUGGAAACACAACUUCGGCGCGAAGAGGUACGAGCGAAGGAUGCAUAUAUGCGUGCCCUCCGUUCCGUUAUGGCUUACCUUCGAGAUAUGAAUGACUUGGGACUAUCGCAAGCGCAACCGAACCCGAUGAGCAUGUAUGGGGCACCUUCCGAGGAAGCUUUGUCUACUGCUCGUUCAAGACGGCCGACAGUUUCAGAGGGCUCCCGCGACGUGUCGAUGAUUGCUGGUUCGAGUGAUUAUCCGAAUCAUUUAAGGUCUGCUGAAGCAAUGGCUGGUUUGCGGAGUGGUACUGCAUCGCAGACUAUGAGCGUCGCUACGGACAGUAGUGCUGGGUCGUCGGAUGAAAGGAAGUUCAAGGAUGACAAGGGCAAACGCGCGAUGAUCAUCCGUGAAAUAGUAGCGACGGAACGGACAUAUGUCAAGGGUCUCGAGGAACUCGUCGAAAUAUAUAUCAAACCAGCUUCUGUCCAGGCUAAUCUACUGACCGGCGUUGGCUCAUCUAAAGACACCAUUGUGCCUCUGGCGGAACGCAAGAUCGUAUUUAAUGGAAUCGACGCGCUAUAUUCUUUCCACAAGGACAGCUUCCUUCCCGCCCUCGAAAUGGCCGCCGAUCCACUUAUGCGCCCCGCUGCUGAGCUGCAGGCUGCGGACGCGGACGGUCAACUUUCACAAAGCGUCGCAAAAGCUGUAGGAAAUAUGUUCAUAAAACAUGCUGCAUUCAUGAGGAUGUAUUCAAGUUAUAUCAAUAAUUUCGAUAACUCUGUUCAGCGCGUCAAGCACUGGUCGUCAGAUCGAAGCCCUGCAGGCCCCACAGGCAGCGCACUGUCGCCUUCCUCAAGUGCUGUACAGCUAGCUGGCCUAGGCCUAGCAAUGGCGGUUACAAACCCCGGUGCUUUACCCGAUGCCGGUUCUUCCUUGGCCGUUCCCAACCUCUCCACCAGCCAACGGAAACGGAUUCGUUCCUAUCUCAAGCGAUGCCGAGUACACCCCCGUCAUUCGCAAUUGAAUCUCGAAGGUUACUUGCUACUUCCCGUGCAACGUGUACCCCGGUAUCGCCUACUUUUGGGAGAGUUGCUACGCAGCACACCGCCUUCACUUGACUUCAUAGAAGACCCGCUGGACCGAGCAUUUGCAGAAAUAUCGUCGCUAGCUAAUAAUAUGAACGAAGGCAAGCGGGAAGCCGAGUCCCGACGGAAACUCGUUCAAUGGCAGAGUCGGAUACGAGGGAAAUUCCCCAGUCCUCUGGUCCAGCCUCAUCGCCGCCUUAUCAUGGAUGGUCGACUCCUGCUUACACGCGUGGUUCGUAAGACCGCAGUGGAUUUCGAAGCCAUCAACGCACAUGGGGAUGCUACAUCUGUAAAAGUGGAUUGUCUAGCCCCUGAACUCACACCAAGACCUCUCGUCGGGAUCCUUUGCAAUGAUCUUCUCGUCUUAUGCCGGGAUCCUACGGAUGGCAAUGACCCUGUGUCAGUGGUAGACUUGUGGGCUGUUCUUCGCAUGCAAACUUUACCUCAGCCUGCCAGUAUUGUACAUGGCAACGUUCUUCGUCUUGUUGAUAAUAAAGCUAUCUUAUAUUUUGAUGCUCCCUCACCUUCUGACGCAUUAAACUGGUAUCGAGCCAUCAAUCUGCAUAUUCCUGCCUCUAAAACAUAG
Messenger RNA from Pleurotus ostreatus (oyster mushroom), 4563 nucleotides. RefSeq lists its product as uncharacterized. Bases 1 to 4563 code for a protein of 1520 amino acids. The transcript is spliced from 10 exons. Gene Ontology annotation, molecular function: guanyl-nucleotide exchange factor activity. Lineage: Eukaryota; Fungi; Basidiomycota; Agaricomycetes; Agaricales; Pleurotaceae. Gene Ontology annotation, biological process: intracellular signal transduction. The record is from RefSeq and is a predicted model, not a curated record.